UCUCCGUUUCCUUGUAUCAGUCAAUUAGUAAACUACAGUCUCAUUGUGUUGGAGAGAAAACUGCUGCGUUUUGUGGAAUUAAGUUUCAUAUAAUCUGCAUAAUAAUUUUUGAGCACAUUACUGUAAUGGUCUCUUAUGGAACAGUAGAAAAAUUACAGAAUAUUCCAGAGUUGUUCAGCUACGUUUUUGUGGAAAUAGCCUUUUCUGAUAAAAUAAUGAUCGAAAUUUUUUUCUUUAUCAGUGCUUUCCUUCUGUCGUAUAAUAACCAGAAAAAUGUAAAGUGUGCUAUGGACAUUUGCGUGUUAAUAAAGAAGAAAACCAUCAGAUUAACAGUGCCAGUAGUUUGUUUUGUAGCAGCAACGAUUAUCUUGCCUCUUCUAGGUGAUGGUCCUCAUUGGAAUGACCUGUUAAACGAUGUACAUGAAAUUGUAGAGAACUGGCGCAAAUAUGUUUUUCAUUACAGUAAUUUCAUAGAAUACAAUGCCGUAAACGCCAAUAAACUUGAACAUCUAUGGUUUAUAAGUGCCUUGUAUCAGCAAAUUCUUGUGGCUAUACCUUUACUCUACAUAAACAACAGAUGGCCGAAGUAUGGAAAAAUUAUCACAGUGAUGUUAAUUGUGGCAGGAGUUGUAUCACACAUUACUGAUACGAUUAUAUAUAAAGAUCAUACAAUGUUUGGUUACUCUAUCGAUGCUAUAAAACAUGCAAAUUAUUCAACUCGCAAUUACUGGAAACCUUAUUAUUCACAUCUUAACUCAUUUUUUACUGGAUUUUUAUUCGGAUGCUUUUUGUCGAAGAAAAAAGAAAUUAAAUUUGGAUAUAAAACCCUUCUAGUAUUUUGGAUUGGAAGCAUUAUAUUGAUAAUUUUGGGAAUAUUUGGAUUGCACGAUUAUAAAAAAGAAACGUCACCAAACGAAACUGUAGUAUAUUUAUAUCAUACAUUGUCUCCAUUUGCUCUUACUCUCGCUACAACAUGGAUUUCUGUAGCAUGCGUUACAGGAUAUGGAGGAAUCUGUAAUCGUGUUUUUUCAUCGCACAUGUUUUGUAUAUUGGAUAAAUUAAUUAUUUGGAUCUAUAUUCUCCAUGUAUUAGUCAUGAUUUAUAUUUUGGGUCACUUACGAAAAGCUGUUUACGCAUCAGCAACAACUUUGUGGAUGCUGUUCCUAAUGGUGAUGUGCCUAACUUUGAUAGCGUCGUUACUCAUGCAUUUAUUUGUGGAAACACCUUUAAAUUAUCUUAUUAAUAAAAUAAUUGAUUUUUUCUGUAAGAAACAAAGAUUGGAUAUAAAGGAAGACUUCGGAAUUGAUAAUUUGCGUGAAAAUCAAAACAAUGUCAAUAAUGAAGUCUAAUCAUAUUGAUUUUCUUCAUAUGAUUAACAUAUUUGAAGAUAUAAUGACUCCAUAUAUGAUUAAACUGAU
This is a messenger RNA of Centruroides sculpturatus (bark scorpion), 1418 nucleotides long. Its product is annotated as nose resistant to fluoxetine protein 6-like. Bases 126 to 1349 code for a protein of 407 amino acids. NCBI's taxonomy places the organism in Eukaryota, Metazoa, Arthropoda, Arachnida, Scorpiones, Buthidae. The record is from RefSeq and is a predicted model, not a curated record. The transcript is spliced from 10 exons. Gene Ontology annotation, molecular function: acyltransferase activity, transferring groups other than amino-acyl groups.